Molecule: messenger RNA, 576 nt
Organism: Staurois parvus
Lineage: Eukaryota; Metazoa; Chordata; Amphibia; Anura; Ranidae
Source: the annotation of a GenBank genome assembly
AUGUCCCUUACAUUGGUGGUCAGUGGGAAGAAUGUCCCUUACAUUGGUGGUCAGUGGGAAGAAUGUCCCUUACAUUGGGGGUCAGUGGGAAGAAUGUCCCUUACAUUGGGGGUCAGUGGGAAGAAUGCCCCUUACAUUGGUGGUCAGUGGGAAGAAUGUCCCUUACAUUGGGGGUCAGUGGGAAGAAUGUUUCUUACAUUGGGUGGUCAGUGGGAAGAAUGUCCCUUACAUUGGUGGUCAGUGGGAAGAAUGUCCCUUACAUUGGGGGUCAGUGGGAAGAAUGUCCCUUACAUUGGUGGUCAGUGGGAAGAAUGUCCCUUACAUUGGGGUCAGUGGGAAGAAUGUCCCUUACAUUGGGGGUCAGUGGGAAGAAUGUCCCUUACAUUGGGGGUCAGUGGGAAGAAUGUCCCUUACAUUGGGGGUCAGUGGGAAGAAUGUCCCUUACAUUGGGGGUCAGUGGGAAGAAUGUCCCUUACAUUGGGGGGUCAGUGGGAAGAAUGUCCCUCACAUUGGGGGUCAGUGGGAGGAAUGUCCCUUACAUUGGGGUCAGUGGGGAGAAAUGAACCUCUCGUGGUC